Eimeria tenella is the source of this 1914-nucleotide messenger RNA. Its product is annotated as Cyclin like protein 4 (Fragment). The coding region runs from base 1 to 1914 and encodes 637 amino acids. Gene Ontology annotation, cellular component: nucleus. The transcript is spliced from 6 exons. The record is from RefSeq and is a predicted model, not a curated record. Gene Ontology annotation, biological process: regulation of transcription by RNA polymerase II. Gene Ontology annotation, molecular function: cyclin-dependent protein serine/threonine kinase regulator activity. Lineage: Eukaryota; Apicomplexa; Conoidasida; Eucoccidiorida; Eimeriidae.
AUGGCGACGCAGAUCGUGCUGGUUCCCCGCAAGCUGCAGCAGCGCACGCCCUCCAUUGUUGACGGGCUGACGCGCGAAGUUGAAAUUUCGCAAAGAAUUUAUGGCUGCCAAUUAAUUCAAAAAGCUGGCAUUCUUUUGAAGCUCGAAGCUGUCACCGUCGCCAGCGCCCAGACCAUCUUGCACAGGUUCUACUACAGAAAGAGCCUCAAAAAGUUCGACGUCAGGCUGGUGGCGACGGCGUCGCUGCUGCUGGCCUGCAAACUGGAAGAAGACCCGCGGCGAGUGAAGAGUUUGAUUGAUGUUGUUCACAUUCUUUCGAAAGCAGAAGACACCAACAAAGACAUUACUCUCGAAAACCUCGACGAACUGCUUCUCGACCAUGACUCCACGGAGUUCGAGCUGGCGCGGUCGGAGACCUUCCGCUGCGAAAGGUACAUCUUGCGCGAGCUAGGGUUUAUGGUUUCGCAAACCCUCGUGCACCCCCACCGCUACAUUCUGCAGUACAUCCACGCCCUCUGCAAGGGCGACUACAUCCCCACCAACAGGCUCUCGCAGAUCGCCUGGGGGUACCUCAACGACAGCAUGCGGACGACGCUGUGCUGCGAAGUGCAGCCGGCAGUGGUGGCUGUGGGGAGCAUCUUCCUGGCUGCAUGCGACUUGUCGAUUCCGCUCGCGAAGGAGACAGGCUGGUACGAACUCUUCGACGUGAGUUGGGAAGAUGUUGUGAAAGUUUGCACUCGGAUUUUGUCUCUGUACAAGCGCGAGCCGCCGCGCUACGCGAAGCUGGCUGAGAGCCGCACUGCAGCAGCAGCAGCAGCAGCAGCAGCGGCGGCCGCGGCGGCCGACGACGAGCUCUCCGGCGAGAGAAACGGCAGGAAGGGAGACGCUGCAGCAGCAGAGGCUGCGCAGCAAGCAGCAGAUGCUGCUGCUGAAGACGCAGCAGCAGCGGACGCCGCGGAUCCCGCGCAAGACGCUGCUGCUGCUGCGGAUUCUGCUGCUGCUGCUGCGGACGCUGCGGCAGAACCAGCUGCUGCUGCUGAUGACGACAUGCAAGUCGACUACGGCGAAAGCGAAAGAACCGCCCAGACCUUCAAAAAAGAAAAAGAAAAAGAAAAGGAAAAAGAAAAAGAAAAAGAAAAAGAAAAGGAAAAAGGCAGAAGUUCCCAAGAAGAGGAAAGGGCGAGGCCGAGGCGGCCGCAGCUGGAAGGAGCCGAUGGCUCUCAUGCUGCUGCAGCGCAUGCUGCUGCAGGAGAUCGCCGGGGGCAGCAGCAAAAGGAGCAGCUGUCGCGGACCACGCAGCAGAUUGCUGCUGCUGCUGCAGCAGAGCUGCGCCGCCGAUCAGCAGCAGCAAAAAGAGAAAGGGGAAGAGAAAGAGAAAGAGAAGGAAGACAAGACUACAGGGAACACAGAAGCAAACCCUCGGACUCCUACCGCAGCAGCCAGAGAGACUCCAGAGAGGACUACAGCAGCCCUCGGCGGUCUCAGUACCAUUCUGGCCUCAGCCCUUCUCGCUCUUCUUCUUCUUUAUCUUCUUCUUUAUCUUCUUCAUCUUCUUCUUCUUCAUCUUCUUCAUCUUCUUCUUCUUUUCCAACAACAAAAUGGGAAAGAUUCAUUUCCCACAGAGACAGAUUCGACGGCAGCAGGGGGCCCUCUUUUAGGGACCGCAGGAGGUACCCAGAAGACUCCCCUUUGGGGCCCCCGGGGGCCCCCGGGGCCCCGGGGGCCCCAGGGGCCCCCGGGGGGCCCCUCGGAGGCCCUUUGGGGGCCCCCUCGCCGAGGAGGGGAGAGGCUGGAGAGGCCGAGGGGAGGGAAAGAAGAAUAAAUGCAAAAAGACAAACUCGACAAGAGUCUCCGAGUGGCAGCGGCCAAAGGCCCAGCAAGUCUGCAGCGUUGAGCAACGGUAGACGCAUGUGA